Molecule: messenger RNA, 1350 nt
Organism: Cicer arietinum (chickpea)
Lineage: Eukaryota; Viridiplantae; Streptophyta; Magnoliopsida; Fabales; Fabaceae
Product: vignain-like
Biological process (GO): proteolysis
Molecular function (GO): cysteine-type peptidase activity
Source: RefSeq, a predicted model, not a curated record
GGUCGAAAAAAUAAUAAUACAGCAUUUGAAGGUUUUCUUUUUUCCUCAUCACAAGUGACAACGUACCAAAAUGGAAAUGAAGAAGCUUUUGUGGGUUUGGUUAUCCCUUGCUUUAGUUUGCGGAAUUGCCAAUAGCUUUGAUUUCCACGAAAAAGAUUUAGCUUCGGAGGAAAGUUUAUGGGAUUUAUACGAAAGAUGGAGAAGUCACCACACAGUUACUCAAAGCCUUGAUGAGAAAUACAACCGUUUCAACGUGUUCAAAGCCAAUGUUAUGCAUGUCCACAAUACCAAUAAAUUGAAUAAGCCUUAUAAGCUUAAGUUGAAUAAGUUUGCGGACAUGACUAAUUAUGAAUUCACGAACAUCUAUGCUAAUUCCAAGGUUAAUCAUCAUAGAAUAUUUCGUGGCACACAACAUGACAAAGAGACCUUCAUGUAUGAGAAUGUAUAUGAUGUUCCUUCUUCAGUUGAUUGGAGGAAAAAAGGCGCAGUCACUAAGGUAAAAGAUCAAGGCCAAUGUGGUAGUUGCUGGGCGUUUUCAACAAUUGUAGCCGUUGAAGGUAUUAACCAAAUAAAGACACAAAAACUAGUGUCCUUGUCUGAGCAAGAACUUGUGGAUUGUGACAAUCAAAAGAAUGAAGGAUGCAAUGGUGGAUUAAUGGAAUAUGCGUUCGAGUUCAUCAAGCAAAAUGGUAUAACAACUGAAAGCAAUUAUCCUUAUGCUGCAAAAGAUGGAACUUGUGAUGUACUAAAGAAGCAUAAACCAGCAGUGUCAAUUGAUGGUCAUGAGAAUGUUCCUCUCAACAAUGAAGUUGCAUUGCUCAAAGCUGCUGCCAACCAACCUAUAUCAGUUGCCAUUGAUGCUGGGGGACCUGAUUUUCAGUUCUAUUCAGAGGGAGUAUUUAGUGGACACUGUGGCACUGAGCUGAAUCAUGGAGUAGCAAUUGUGGGGUAUGGAGCAACUCAAGAUGGAACAAAAUAUUGGAUAGUGAAAAAUUCUUGGGGAAACGAAUGGGGAGAAGAAGGUUACAUUAGAAUGCAAAGGAACAUAAUUCACAAGGAAGGUCUAUGUGGCAUAGCAAUGGAGGCUUCCUACCCAAUCAAAAAGUCAUCUACCAACCCCACAAAAAGUUCAAUUCUUAAAGAUGAGCUUUAAAUGAUGCCCAUGAGAUUCUUGCUACAUUAAAUAAUAUUAUUAAUUUGUAUCUCAUACUUCAUAUAUGUCUCUCUAAAUAUACAUCGUGGUUCUUGUGUUAGGAUUGAGUCACCUAGAAAUAUAUAAAUAAUAUGUGUUAAUUUGAUUGCUUGUAUUACUCAUCGCUUAUUAAUAUUUUAAAAGAAGAUUUAAAUAUA